Messenger RNA from Cotesia congregata, 3548 nucleotides. The record is from the annotation of a GenBank genome assembly. NCBI's taxonomy places the organism in Eukaryota, Metazoa, Arthropoda, Insecta, Hymenoptera, Braconidae.
UAAAUUAUAUUUUUAGGAAAAAUAAUAGAUAUCCAAAAAUGGAUAUCAAUGAAUUUAGAAUCCGCGGUAAAGAAAUGGUGGAGUACAUUUGUGAUUUUAUGAACAAUAUCCAUACUCGUCGUGUGACUCCUGAUGUUGGUCCGGGUUAUUUACGUCCUCUGUUGCCGUCAGAAGCACCGUAUGAUGGAGAGCCAUGGGCAGAUAUCAUGAGAGACGUAGAGAGUAAAAUAAUGCCUGGAAUCACUCACUGGCAACAUCCUCGAUUUCACGCUUACUUUCCAGCUGGCAAUUCAUUUCCUUCAAUUUUAGGUGACAUGUUGUCAGACGCUAUUGGUUGUAUUGGUUUUUCUUGGGCGGCAAGUCCAGCUUGUACAGAAUUAGAAACGAUAGUUUGUGAUUGGUUUGGUAAAGCGAUGCAUCUUCCAAAUGAUUUUUUGUAUUUUAGUCCUGGUAGUAGAGGUGGUGGAGUAAUUCAGGGAUCUGCAUCAGAAAGCGUUUUAGUCUGCAUGUUAGCAGCAAGAGCUCAAGCAAUAGCCCGUCUUAAAGAGUCUCCAGCUCACGCUCACCUCGACGAAACAGCUCUUUUAGGGAAAUUGAUGGCCUACUGCAGUCGCGAGUCUCACAGCUGCGUUGAAAAAGACGCGAUGAUUUGUUUUGUUAAAUUAAGGAUCCUUGAGCCGGAUGAGAAAAGUGUAAUGCGCGGUGAAAUUCUCAAACAAGCCAUUGAAGCUGAUGUUGCUGAAGGAUUUGUCCCUUUUUUUGUAUCUACGACACUAGGUACUACUGCUUGUUGCUCCUUUGAUAAUCUCAAAGAAAUCGGACCAGUUUGUCGUCAAUACCCUGGGAUUUGGCUGCACACAGACGCUGCUUAUGCAGGAAACGCGUUUAUUUGUCCAGAAUUGAGAUAUCUAAUGACGGGCAUCGAGUAUGCAGAUUCAAUAAAUACAAAUACCAACAAAUUUUUAUUAACUAAUUUCGAUUGCUCAUGUCUGUGGGUGAGAGAUCGGUUUAAAUUAACAAGCGCACUUGUUGUUGAUCCACUGUAUCUUCAACAUACUCAUGCGGACACUGCUAUUGAUUAUAGACACUGGAGUAUCCCAUUAAGUCGAAGAUUUAGAUCACUGAAACUAUGGUUUGUUCUAAGAAAUUACGGAAUAAGUGGUUUACAAAAUUACAUACGUAAUCAUUGUAAACUAGCUAAACAGUUUGAACAAUUGAUACGCAAGGAUGAUCGUUUUGAAGUCUGCAAUGAAGUUGUGUUAGGACUGGUGUGUUUCCGAGCUAAAGGUUCUGAUAAGUUAAACCAGAAACUUUUGAGCGUAAUCAAUGAUUCAGGAAAAAUUCAUAUGGUACCAGCUAAAGUUAAUCAGAAAUAUACGAUUCGUUUUGCUUUGGCUGCACCUAAUGCAACAUCUGAAGAUGUUGAACACGCAUGGAGUGUGAUAACGGAUUACUUGUCAGAAAUUUUGGAAGGCAAAGAAAUUGUGGACAAACUCGCAGACAUCCGAGAAAAAAAGCGCAAAGCAACUUUGGAGCAGCGAAGAUCAUUUUUUGUUCGCAUGGUCUCUGAUCCAGCGAUUCAGCCAGGGUUUACUAAAACGCCCAACAGACCUGAAGCUAAAUUGGAAACUCAAGCAACCAUUGGUGGACUUGGUUCUAAUCCUCGUACUACAAGUUCGUGGAUUUCAUGGCCACUGGCUUAUUUAAUGUCCCGUGAAUCAACGGACACGAGUGAAUUGUCUUUGAGAUUUCGUCAUUUGGAUACGAUGGUUCGUCUGAAAACGGGAGCAGGAAGCCGACGCGGUAGCAGUAACGGCUGUAGCCCAGAACCAUCUCCAACAGUGUCACCUUCACGAGGAAGAUCACCAAAUGGACGAACAUUCAAAAUGAACAUCGAGGAAUUUUGUGUGCGAGGUAAAGAGAUGGUGGAGUAUAUUUGCGAAUAUCUAAGGACAUUAGAAGGUAAAAGAGUUACGGCAAAUGUUGAUCCUGGUUAUUUGAGGCCUCUUUUACCCAACGAAGCACCGCUAAAGCCAGAGUCAUGGAAUGAUAUUAUGAAUGAUGUUGAAAAUAAAAUAAUGCCUGGAAUAACUCAUUGGCAACAUCCACGUUUUCACGCGUACUUUCCCGCUGGCAAUUCAUUUCCUUCAAUCCUCGGCGACAUGUUAUCAGACGCGAUCGGAUGCAUUGGAUUUUCCUGGGCAGCAAGUCCGGCCUGCACAGAGCUCGAAACAAUAGUCCUAGACUGGUAUGCAAAGGCCAUUAAUUUGCCAUCUGGAUUUUUGGCUGAAAAAAAAAAUUCUAAAGGCGGUGGUGUAAUCCAAGGAUCAGCAUCCGAGUGUAUUUUAGUAACAAUGUUGGCUGCACGAAACCACGCAAUAAAUUUACUGAAGAAAAAGGAGCCAUUAAUAGAAGACAGUGCUUUUUUACCACGAUUAGUGGCUUACUGCUCGACAGAAGCUCAUUCAUGCGUCGAAAAAGCGGCUAUGAUUUGUCUGGUAAAAUUGCGAGUAUUGGCACCUGAUGACCGUUGCUGUUUACGAGGCAGUACACUGGAAGCGGCCAUAAAAGAUGAUAUUAAACAUGGAUUGGUGCCGUUCUUCGUGUCAACGACACUGGGCUCAACUGGGUGCUGUUCAUUUGACAAUCUGGUUGAAAUUGGUCCGGUUUGUAAGAAGCAACCUGGAAUAUGGCUCCACGUCGACGGCGCUUAUGGUGGAAACGCAUUUAUCUGCCCGGAAUUACGGCCGCUGAUGGCUGGAAUAGAGUACGCAGACUCAUUCAAUACCAAUCCCAACAAAUGGCUCCUCGUAAAUUUUGAUUGCUCAUGUUUGUGGGUACGUGAUCGCGUUAAAUUAACAUCAGCUCUUGUUGUAGAUCCACUUUAUCUUCAACACGCUAACUCAAAUGAAUCAAUAGACUAUCGACACUGGGGUAUUCCGCUGAGCCGAAGAUUCCGAGCACUUAAGCUCUGGUUUGUAAUGAGAAGCUACGGUAUUAUUGGGCUGCAAAAGUAUAUACGCAACCACAUUCGGUUGGCGAAGAAAUUCGAGGCUCAAAUGAGAAAAAAUAAACGCUUCGAAGUACUCAAUGACGUCAGGGUAGGAUUAGUCUGCUUUCGUCUAAAAGACAGUGAUGAGAUAAACCAAGAACUGCUGGCCAACAUCAAUGCCUCGGGAAAAAUCCAUAUGAUACCUUCGAGAAUGAUGGGCAAAUACGUGAUACGCUUUUGUGUCACUAAAGAAAACGCCAUAGAAGACGAUAUUGAUUAUGCGAUGGAGGUAAUUGACGAACACGCCUCUGAAGUCCUGCUCACUCAUUAUGAGGGGACAGAAAUUGAGCUGUCGGCUAAAAGCCCCAAGAGCCCGGUUCCACUGGACAAGAAACUCGUACGGAAGUUCAGCUUCACCAGAAGUGUUACACGAGAUGUUUAUAGAAGAACUAAGUCUAAAUCAACUUUGCAUGACGGAGCUACGCCGAUUAUGGUUGUUGAAGACAACAAUUCCCAGGUUGAUCUGAACGACGAGGAAGUAUUUUGUAGUGAUCGG